UGCAGACACAGGCCUUCUGUGGCAACCAGUGGCUCCUCGUGCAGCGGAUUGUCUCCAUGGCUACGGCCGCUGAAGCAUGGUGAACAACAUGACAUUUAACAGUGCGAGAGAAGCACAGGACUACGUUUCCAGCCACCCAGAGAUCGCCGAGAUCGCUCGACAAAUUCCAUUUCUUGAUUCUGCAACGGUGACAUCAAGAAUUUACUCUGUGCGCUACUUCCUCAAACGAAAAGGCUUCGACAUCAUGAAACCUUGUUCCAGAAAUGAUGAGGCAGGGUGCUGGCUGCUCGAGCACCUGACACUGUGCAAUAGAGUCUUGUACUCCGUCGAUGUUCAGCUCCACGAAAGUAAACCAGGAGAGUUGAAUUUCUCCCCAACAGGGUCAAGGGGCGACAUCUUCUCCGAAGUUGCUGUGCUGGACUCUCUGUUCCUGAUCUGCUGGCUCGUGAAACAACACCCAUGCAUACAAGCAAUAGACCUGCACGGGACACGCCUAUUUCUCCACUUCCCGACGGCCCUUAAACUUGCCCUUGCACACGGCUCGAACAUUAGAAGCGUCAAAGUAGGCACCCCAGAUCCAACCGCGCAGCACAACGUGUUUCUUAAGGGCAUCAGGCCCGACACCAUGCUAGAGCAUUUUGAAGCACGCGACCUCAAGCUCGAUAUGGAGUCCGCGUCGCGACUCUCCGAAGGACUCAAGAGGUCACCGCAGUUGAAAUCUAUUGUGCUAGACCACAGUGGCCUCAGCAAAAAGGGAAUGAAGCUUGUGUUGAAGGCACUUCAGCAGUGCAAUCACUUGACGUCUCUGCAUAUCUGUCAUUACAGCUUGAAGGAAGGUGCUGCUGUGCAUCUGGCAGAAAUUGUAAAACGCAGCAUGUACCUGAAGGACCUCUUUCUCUAUCACAUACCUGACGAUGUAUUGGAAAUUAUCGCGAUUGCGCUCAGAGAGAACGGUUCGAUCGAGAAUUUGAAAAUAAAUGAAUCUAAUGAUAGUGCCCGUAGUAUGCCGCACAUUUCUCAUGCCUUGAAGACGAACGGGACAAUAAGAACACUCGAGCUUAAUGAUUGUGGUAUGGAGGAAAGUGACGCGGCUGUGUUUGCUCAGGCUCUAAAAGUGAACGUUACUCUCCAGAGGCUACAACUUCGAGGGAGCAGGUUCAGAGACGCUGGUGCAAGACAUCUAGCAGAAGCUCUGGAGUCAAACCAGACGCUUCGUGAGCUCGAUAUCUCCUGGAACCACCUUACAGAAGCGACCGUGGUACAGUUUGUGAAGACCCUUACAGUGAACACUUCACUGGAAGUAGUGCGUCUUGGAAUGAUUGAUUUUGUUGACGAAGUUGAUGAAGAGAUUGCUCAGGUUAUCAGAGGCCACGAGUGCUGCCACAGAAUCUGUACAACGUGGAACAUCCUCACGCUCAACGAGUUGGCACGUCUCAUUUCACUCAACUACGACGACGUGAAAAAGAUCCACAUUUUUUGCGCUGAGGAGACCCCUAUAUUACAGGUGAUCUCAGCACUAGAAUCAAACUGUCACAUCACGGAAGUGCACAUCGAAACAGCUGAUGGUGAGACAGCCGGAGGACAGAUGGUUAAAGAUCUUGCACAACUUAUCAAAAAGACAAGGUCCCUGAAGUUUAUCCGCUGCACAUGCCCUUUUGAUGUUGACGGUGAUUUUGAUGGUGAAGAUGAGGAUGUUUUUGCUACUUUCAUCAAAGGCCUUACAAACAACGACACGAUCAACCGUGUCGAGCUGGAGUCCGCACGUUUCACUAUGGAAGUCGCCCGAGCGUUCUCGGCCAUGCUCGAAGCGAACACGACACUGUACGCUUUUGUCACACAGAUGUCUUAUUUUGACGCAGGGGCACUCAAGGUGAUUGCGAGGCAUUUGACCAAGAACUACACGCUCCGCACAUUCUGUGUGGGUUCGGAGGGUUAUAGCUCACGAGUGCAUUGCGAGAUUUUCAACGUGCUCCGGAGAAAUGAGCAGCUCCUGAAUCGUGCUACGAGGUUUGCCCUGGGUACCUGCAGGGACUGUGACUGUAGAGAAGCAUUUCGGAUACUCUGGAGGUGCGAUUCUGUGGUGCAGCAGGUUAAGUGUGUCACAGAGUGUACGGAAGAAGACGCGAGGCAGUGUGUAGAAGCUGCGAAAUUGUUGUUUUUAUAGACAGG
Messenger RNA from Ornithodoros turicata, 2169 nucleotides. RefSeq names its product NLR family CARD domain-containing protein 3-like. NCBI's taxonomy places the organism in Eukaryota, Metazoa, Arthropoda, Arachnida, Ixodida, Argasidae. The transcript has 2 exons. Gene Ontology annotation, molecular function: protein binding. The coding region runs from base 77 to 2164 and encodes 695 amino acids. The record is from RefSeq and is a predicted model, not a curated record.